Molecule: messenger RNA, 6825 nt
Organism: Petromyzon marinus (sea lamprey)
Lineage: Eukaryota; Metazoa; Chordata; Hyperoartia; Petromyzontiformes; Petromyzontidae
Product: CTTNBP2 N-terminal-like protein
Source: RefSeq, a predicted model, not a curated record
CGGGCAGCACGUCCCCCCCCCCCCCCCCGACACUCCGUUAAAAGGCGACAGGCGCGGGACCUUUGUCUUUUGUGGUCGCAGUGCGCGCUCCGCGCAGUGAUGCAGUGCGCGCGAGGAACGCGCGGGGUCGACGGAGCCGCCGCUAACGAGCGAAUCAGUGAGUGAGCGAGCGAGCGCGCGCGUGCGUUGCGCCGGGGAUGAAGAAGAGGAGGAUGGAGAUGAUGAAGAUGACGACGACGUCGACGAAGAUUAUGGCCGUGACGUCACGGCGACGAGCGGAUGAGAGCGCCCCAUUAUGACGUCAGCAAAAUCACCAGCACUGCCAGGGAGCAUCAUCAUCAGGAGCAGCAGCAGCGGCGGCAGGAGCUCGAGGAGGAGGAGCAAAAGCAGCAGCAGCAGCAGCCAAAGCCGCAGCAGGAGCGGCAACAACAAUAAUAAUAACGAGGGGCACCACGAGGAGGAGGAGAGGGAGGAGGAGGAGGUUGUCUUGCUGAUCAGAAGCCUUUAUUAAUAAGAUGGCGACUGAGACUGCGACGCCUCCGAGUGGCCCGGGACCCGGUCCGGGUGUAAGAGCCGGGCCGAGACAAUGCCGAGCAGCAGCAGCAGCAGCAGCAGUGGAGGAGGGACAUGUAGGUCAACUGGACAUGGAGAACCUGAGUCGACCGCAGAUGCUUUCCCUCCUGAGCUUCUUGGAGGGAGAGCUCGAGGCACGGGAUCUGGCAAUCGAGGUCCUGCGGGCGCACAGCCGGGAGGAGUUCAUGCACGAGCGCUAUGGCCGCUACCGCCUGGGCGACCCCCUGCGAGCGCUGCAGCGGGACUGGGAGCCGGGGGAAGGCGGCGACGUGUGGGACGAGGGGACCCCCGCGGGGAGCCCCGGAGGGACCCCCGGGGGCUCGCGCCACCGCCUGUCCUCGCCGGCGGCACUGCUCGACACAGUGGUGCAGCAGUGGAGGAGGACGCGCGACCGCGUCACCGCGCGACUCGCGGCCAUCGAGAGCCAGCACCGCAAGGUCAUGAAGGAGCUGGAGGAGGAGCGGAGGAGGCACGCACAGGACCUGGCGCAGGGCGACGACGUCACCUUCAUGCUGGAGAAGGAGCGCGAGCGCCUGGAGCAGCAGGUGGACUUCGAGAAGUCGCAGGUGAAGAAGCUGGAGAAGGAGCAGAAGAAGCUGUCAGCCGAGCUGCGGGAGGAGCGCGCCAAGAGCAAGCAGCUGGUGCUGAUGCUCGUCAAGGAGAACGAGCUGCUCACCGAGCAGCUGCAGAAGGAGCGCUCGGCGCUCGCCGAGAGGGACACGGGACUGGCGGAGGAGAAGCGCCGCUCCGAGGAGCUGGGCGACCUGCUGGAGGUGCACAAGAAGAAGAGCGGCCAGGUGGAGGCCGAGCUCGAGAAGCAGCUCGCCGAGUUCGAUACGGAGCGCGAGCAGCUGCGCCUCAAGCUCGAGCACGAGGCGCACCACACCAGGGGCCUGCAGGAGGAGAUCCUCAGCCUCAAGUCCGGCCUGGCAUCGAAGGCUCGGAGCGACGGCGCCGCAGCGGAGGCGAAAACCACGAGCAGCAAGUGCGUGGAGGCCAAGCCCCCGGUGCGAUCGGUGGGCGCCGGCUCGGACGAAGCGCCGGCGACGUUGGUUUCGACGGCGGCCGGGACGGACGCCCCCCCCGCGGCGUCCGUCGCGGGGGGGGCGUGGGACGCGUCCUGCCCGGACGGCGCCCCGGCAGCGACGGCGGCCGUGGCGGCGAAGCCGCGGGAGCCCCGCAACGGACCGGAGAGCCACGCCGCUCACGCCGGGUCCAACCACGCCCGCCCCGCCCGGCGGGCCGGAGAGACGGACCUCAACCGCAACGCGGCCGCCGGAGAAGCGCCCCGCUCGCCGGGCGAGCCGCGCGUCAAGGUGACCCCCCCGUCGUGUUCCCCGUCGGAGGCCUCGCCCCCGCGGGCCGCCGCCCCCGUGCCCGACGAGGAGCCUUCGAGCCUGUGCCACCUGGAGCCGAGCAACUCCCACGACGCGCCGUCCGCGGGCGCCCCGGCCCGCGCCGGACGCGGCGUGGCCGGCGCCGCCGCCGCCGCCGGCCUCUCCCCGCGCUCGCUCUCGCCGCACUCCCCGUCGGGCCUCGGCGACGGGUCGCCCACGGCGGCCACCCCCGACCCGCUGAGGUCGGGCUACUCCGCCGGCCUCAACUCGCGCUUCCAGGUGGCCAAGCUCAAGUUCCAGACGCAGGUGGAGCAGGAGCAGCAGCAGCAGCAACAGCAGCUGCAGGUCCAGCAGCAACAGCAGCUGCAGGCGAGCUCGGUCACCGUUCACGGUCCCACGAGCCCCGACGCCACGGGCGCCCGGCGCGACUCCUCGCCCGUCAAGAACCUGGCACGCAACACGGUGAGCCAGGCGAUCUCGCGCUUCGCCAGCCAGCAGGCGGCCGCCAUGGCCGCGGGCAAGGCGCCGCCGCUGUGCGGCAGCUCCCCCUUCGGCACCGACUACCGCCCGGCGCCGCACUCGCCGGCGCCCGGCGCCGCCGAGCCGGCGCACGCGCCGCACCCCCCGGGCAGGGCCGGCGGGAACCCGCCGCCGCCGUCGCCGUCGUCGGCGCCGGGCGGCGGCGGCGGCGGCGGCGCCAAGGGCCCGUCGGUGUCGCUGCGCCUGGACCGUGGCGCCCCGCCGCCCAUCCCGCCAAAGAAGCCGUCGCUCAUCCAAGGCAGCCACGCGGCGACGAGCGCGCCGGCGCGCAGCUUGGCGGUCGACAGCAACUCGAACCCCUCGGUGGAGCCGCUGGAGCACGAGGGGGAGGGGACGCGGCACAACGCGGUGGGGAACCUCGCGUCUGCGGUGGGGAACCUCGCGUCCGCGCUGGAGCUCCCCAACGCCGCGGCGACGGCUGCGGCGGGCGCCGCCGCCGCCGCCGCCACCGCCACGUGCUCGGACGGAUGCGGCGCGCUUCCAGCCAGGUCUGCUUCUCAGGUCGACUCGGCUCGCUAGCGGCGUGGGCCGCGAUCCACCGGCACCUUCCUACUGUCGCUCUCGCAGAGUGGCGCUCCUCACCCCUCCGACUCGUCCGCGUUCAACCGCCGCCGGCCAAUCAACCGGAGGAGCAACUGCAAUGGCCGGACGACUGGAAGGGCCCUGCAAACAAAACUAAAAAAUAACAACACGCUUGUUGCGGUGAAGCAAGGCGGUGGGUUAACGAGGCGACGUGGUGACCCCCACGGUGCUGCUUGUGCCACCCACAUUAGGGCAGAGGUUGGCGUUCCUGCGGGAGACGUAGCCCCUACAUACCAAUGUCACUUGCACCGAAGUCGCCGCAUGUGAAUUCGUCUUCUCUUGUCUACUCCAUCUCACCCGAACGGUGGAUUCCUCCCUCCUGCACCCUCCUCCGCCCUCCUCCUCUCACCCAUGCAUCGUCCACUGCUCAGGCCUUAGGCCUUGGGCCUGAGCUGUGUCACCUCCCCACCCCUCUUGACUCUUGACUUCCAUUUCCUCCACCCCCCGGGGUGGAAAGCGGGCGCCAACUGCAGCGGGCGGCCGUAGCGACGUGGCGAGGGACGCGGUUGACACGCUGUGAAUGUGUUAGGGGGUCGAUUUGAGCGCAGGGUGUGCGUACGCGCCGCUACGCACCGCCCAUCCCGACCCCGCUGCUGCUGCUGCUGCUGCUGGUGCCAAAGGGGAACCGGCACUACUUUGACGGAGGCCUCGCGCGGUCCGGCGUCCCCGGCGGCCCAGCCGUCGCGACGACGUCGGGACGCCGUUGGGACACGUCCGCCCCCCCCCCCCUCCCGUGUGAGCGGCCCCGGGAACGUCCGGCCGCGCUGCCGAGGCAGAGGCAGCCAAAGGAGGGGGGGUCGCUGUCUCUCUCUCGGCUGGGCCCCUUCUCGGAGAGCGAACCUGCGGCUACUGCGCCAUGCCACGCGCUUCUUGGAGCUACUUGACCGAUCAUUGAUGCUGAACGUAUUGCCAAUGUUUGUUGCGGAAGCGCGGAGAGGUUUAAUCAAGCGAAGGCUGUAACGUAUUCCAGUGAGGCUACGUCGCACAGUUUGUGUGUGUGUGCGUGCGUGCACGUGUGUGCAGAAGGUUGCUACUGAUUUUCUGUCUUUUCGUCCAGGUCGACGGCAGGAGGCACAAUGAGUCUGAAAUGGAACUGUAUUUUGCUUAAGCAUAGCGAUUUUUAAAUAGCAAUUCUUAUUUUAUUUUUUAAAUAUAAAAAUAUAAACGGUGAGUUCUCAUAUGAAUCCUCGUUAGAAAGUGCAGUGGUGAUGAUGAUGGCCAUCGACUCUAAACCCUCUCUCGCUUGCAUUCAUUGAUAUCGACCCAUUCCAGCUGUGAAUAAUUAUCGCAAAUCGGCAAACGAGCUUCUCGGGUCGGCUGUCGCCGGGCAGCCUGGCCGAGCGGGAAGGGUCAGGGGGUUACAAAUAUAGAAAUCGUCAUCGUUACCGGGAGCACAAGGGGUGGCAUUCAACGGGACCCCCCCCCCCCACAACGCCCGGAUUCGUCACGGGCAGCGCCGCUCACAGGGCGCGUGGUUGAUUGCCGCCACCAUUGGGCCGCCACCGUUGGGCCAUCGGCUUGCUCGUCCCCCACACUCUCGAGGUUUUACACAUCGAAUGUGAUUCGCUUUUUUGUUGUUGUGAUUUUGUCUUCCCGACUUUUGUUUUAUAUCCACUGUACAACUAUCCCCCCCCCCCCCCCAUCAACUCGAGCACCCACCCAACCACGCGCCCACCCACCCACCCCGCUUGUGCAUUUAAUAUUGUAAAUUAACCGUGCAAUGACUUUAAAUGAUCUGUUAAUUGCGCUAGGUAUUAUUACAAUUAAGAGGUGCUGAAUUCACUACGUGAAAUUGCCAAUCAAAAUGGUUUUAAUAACCGUCCGCUGAAAUGUAGUAGCAGCAGCAAGCGUUCAAAGGAGGAAAUUAUGCCGAAGCUCUUACGGCUGCUUUGUAAAGAGCGCUCUGUGUACACUUCCCAACACUACAAUUAGACGUCAAUUUGCCAAAGCGUUCAACUUGCUAAUGCUUGCAAGCUGGAGUUGUGCCGGCCCGUGUCGCCGUCGCACGCCCUGUUGGUGCGAGUCAUUUCGACGAAUUGCGGGGAGGACUUUUUAUUUUUUGGGUGGGGGGGGGACGAUGCAGGCGUUGGGUGGGUGGGCGGGGGAAUAGAUGCUCCAAAUGCAUUUUAUCGGCCAAAACCAGACCAGCCUAUGUUUUUGUAAUUACAUUCUACUGUGUAGUAUUGUUUACCGGCCGAUUUGAACGUACAAACAAUGGACGCGUUGCACUUAAAACGGAGCUGUUACCGCAUUGGUGUUUGAUUCCAUGAAGGACUUAAAAAAAAAAGAAAUGGUUGCGUUCAUUUAAACGGGACCAUUGCGAAAGGCGUCUCAACCGGGCCAAACGAAAACUCGACAAAAGACACGGGGGAGGCCACGCCGGCUCCACGCCCAGCAGCGGCGAGCAUUGGUCGUGACAAGUUUACCAAUGUAGUUUUAGUUGGGGGGGGGGGGGGUGGUGGUGGUGUGCGUGGCACGUGUGCGAGCGCGCGCCUCACUUUUGCCAACGCUUCCCAAGCCUCCCGAGCUAAGUCUGCCUACCCAAGCGCUGUCUCGAGCGAGCACGUGGCGCGCGAUCCGUGGUGCGGCCCAUUGCGCUUGUGGCUGCAUGGAUUUUUUUUUGGAGGCGAGAUUUUGCGUCGGGGGGGGGGGGGGGGGUUAAAUCGCGGUGAAAACGCGCGGUUCUUUUGCAUUGCACUCCUGACCCCCUCCCCCCGCCCCUCCUCACUGUGUUCAGUGUUUUGAAAUGGUAGUGCAUGGCCUGGGAGGUGGCUCGUAUCUCAACUAUGACUUGGCUUUGUUUGGCUUGUCGUGCCAUUCGGCGUUAUAAGUAUUGGUCAGCAUUCUCCAGAGGGUAUCAAAGUUACGUUCUCCUCUUGAACUUUGGCGUUUUAUUGGUAUGAAAUAUCUGAAGGUAUAUUUUUUAUUGCGGAGAGAGAGAUAUAUAUGCGGUGUUACAGAGCGAUUAUGAACUAAAAACGAAUGAAGAGUGUGGGGUAGGAAGCUACAAACUGGAAAUACAAAAAAACCACGCCUUAGGUUCUGCUUGUGCCAUGGCUCAUCCUCAGCUUCACAUUGAAAGAAAAUAAAAUGUGACUUUGUCGUUGCGCAUCAAAUCCAUAACAUUGCACUGACACGAUCUCAAAAAGAGGUGUGCACGCAAAACUGAUGAAGGCAAAAAAAAAAUUCCCCUCUCGAGCCAACCUCGGUGGCAGGAAAACCUCGUGGACUUAACACGUCGGUGUUACAGCCCGUGAUACGAUUUGGAAUUUGCAUGGCUUAGGGCAUGCAAUGGUCUGGCCAACUUUCUGUCGCGAGGCAUGUCUUGGCUUCAACGUCGCUCUCCUGCAUUUUGUCCUGGAGAGGUUCGAUGCAGUUUUAAGUGAAACGUCUCGUGCAUUUUAAUUUGCGAGAUUUGUCAGCGAGGAUUGUUCCGCGUGCGACUCGCCGGAGAGUUGAGACGACGCUUCGACACGUGACCCCAAAUUCACUUGUUGGAUUCUCGAGGGGUCUCGUGACCAAACACGGUUGGCCAGAUCGUUACGUGGCCUAAACCCAAGAGAAACGGUUGAUUGUGAAUCUUCGAGUGGAAUUAUUUAAUGAAAAACGGUUAUUUCUUUAAAGAGACGCGUCGCUUGUUUGCUGAAGCGGACGUCGGACUAGAGCUUCGUGUGGGGGCUUCCUUCGCGGCGACUUUCACAACUGCGUACCCCGAGCUGAACAUGUGUAUGUUGAACUUCUUUCGCACCGUACGUAGCCAACCGUGCUUUUUGAAGAUGCGGCGGGGGGGGGG